Copidosoma floridanum is the source of this 1296-nucleotide messenger RNA. RefSeq names its product vascular endothelial growth factor receptor 1-like. NCBI's taxonomy places the organism in Eukaryota, Metazoa, Arthropoda, Insecta, Hymenoptera, Encyrtidae. The record is from RefSeq and is a predicted model, not a curated record.
CUACCAAUAGACGAGCAAGCAGAACUUAUUCCUUACGACAGAAGAUGGGAAUUUUCUAGAGAAAAAUUAAGAUUAGACAAAUAAUUGGGAAGUGGAGCUUUUGGAGUUGUAUUUAAAGCAGAAGCUUAUGAGAUUCUUGCUAAAAAGUCUAUAACAACUGUGGCUGUGAAAACAGUUCGCAAAAAUGCAGAUUUAAUGUACAUCAAUGCACUGGUGAAAGAGUUGAAAAUCAUGAUUUAUCUAGGACAACACUUAAAUGUCAUUAAUCUUCUGGGCGCUUGCACAAAAAACAUAGCCAAACGUGAACUUUUUGUAAUCGUCGAACUCUGCAGAUUUGGAAAUGUGCAAAGCUAUCUUAUCCGUCAUCAAGAAAGUUUUAUCAAUCAAAUUGAUUUAAAUACGGGUAAAAUCAAUUUAUCUAUUGGAAAGAUUAACUGGAGGACAAGAAAUAAGUCAGAACCUGUUUCUGACUAUGACACAAUCUCCAGCAACAGUGAGUCAAACAAUAUGCCUAAAGUCUACUAUACUCAGACUCAUGACUUUUGCAGCGAGUCUAGUGAUAAUUCCAAUAAUGAUGACAUGCAGCCAGGUUGGCGCUCCAAUUACAAGGGGGACUACAUAGACAGAGAUUUCGAGAAUCUUUGCACACAUGAUCUUCUUUUAUGGGCCUAUCAGGUGGCAAAUGGCAUGGAGUAUCUCUCUCAAAAAAAGGUGUUACACUGUGACUUGGCUGCAAGAAAUAUUCUACUGGCAGAAAACAACAUUGUUAAGAUUUGUGACUUCGGUUUGGCAAAGGCAUUGUACAAGGACGAAAAUUAUAAAAAACAACCCGAAGGAAAGUUUCCGGUCAAAUGGAUGGCCAUCGAGUCCAUCAGGGACGGGGUAUUUUCCACAAUGUCAGACGUGUGGUCAUUUGGUGUAGUACUUUGGGAGUUUUUUACUCUCGCAGAAUCACCUUACUCAAAUAUGAAGUUUAAAAAAGUUUAUCAAAAACUUAUCGAAGGCUACCGAAUGAGGCAACCUAGCUAUGCCACUAAAGAAAUCUACGAUAUUAUGCUUAGUUUCUGGGAGGAAAAGCCAAUUUUAAGACCAUCUUUUACACAACUGGUUGAAAGCAUUGGCAAACUUUUAGAAAAUGAUAUUAAAUUACACUUUCUGAGACUAUACCAUAAGUAUGAAAACUCAAACGUAGCGAGGUAUUUAGAGGAAAGAAAGGACCACUUGGCCGAUGUGUCACCACUAGAUUAUGAAAAAAGUUUUUCAAUGAAACAUAACGUCGUUAACAUCAAUCCCUAA